Molecule: messenger RNA, 1482 nt
Organism: Colletotrichum scovillei
Lineage: Eukaryota; Fungi; Ascomycota; Sordariomycetes; Glomerellales; Glomerellaceae
Exons: 7
Coding region: 1-1482 (493 amino acids)
Cellular component (GO): membrane
Molecular function (GO): serine-type endopeptidase activity
Source: RefSeq, a predicted model, not a curated record
AUGGUCGAUGUUGGACAGUCCUUGCGGUACCACCCUAACUCGGGUGGACACCAUGUAUUCGACCUGAACCUAGCUUUGAUUAUUGUUUCGACAUUGCUGGUCUCUCUCCGUCUGCUCACACGGAAGAUCAUAGUAAAAGCUCUAGGCUGGGAUGAUUUCCUUGCAAUAGUAGCUUGGGCCUUGUGUGUCACACUCUCGGCACUUGAAAUGGACACGACCAACUAUGGCACCGGGGCUCAGAUCGAAGAUGUUCCUCGGCCGACGCUGCUUCAGUUCUUUAAGAGGCUUUCCAUCAUGGAGUUGGUCUACUUCCUCGCUUCUGGUGCAGUACGCCUGUCCAUAUUAGCGUUUCUUCCACGCUUAAGCAAGAAUAAGAUAUAUACCUGGAGCAUAUACGCCCUUGAUGCUAUUGUAAUCAUAGUCAGUCUGUCGGGGUUCUUCUUCGUCUUGACGGAAUGCUCGCAGAUACCUGAUGUAUUCAAUUAUUCCAGCACAUGGCGCCAAUGUAGAGACAAACGCGAAGAACGAUCGAUGAUGCUGGGCCAUGCCAUUAUCUGCAUCUUUGUUGAUUGUAUGCUGGUCGUCCUUCCGCUAUGUGUCGUGACGAAUUACGUCAAAAUGGGCGUCAAGGCCAUACAGAUCUUGCUGGUUUUUUCUCUGGGAAUCUUUGCUGUCGUUACUGGGAUCGUUCGAUUUUCCAUUAUCGUCACGACGGACUUCGGUGUAAACACGACGUACAAGAUGCUCACUGUAGCUGUAUGGACCGACGCUGAGCUCCAUGUUGGUCUCUGGGUCGGCUUAUUUGGAUAUCCCGCAAGAUUCGCACCCGGCAAUAUUGGACCGCUCUGGACUGCCCUCUUCUACGGAGUUACCGUGAGCAAUAUCGCCAUCCAUCUCGCCUGGUUAGCCGCGCUCCAUCCAAUUUUCUCUUCGCUCCCGAUAGACCGCAGGCGUCUUUCAGCAUUUCUUCACAAAUACUUCAUGCUCAGCUCAAGUAACCCCCGACUCCUCACCUUCUUUACCUCGGCCUUUAGUCACAUCCAGCCUUUACACCUCUUCGUCAACAUGUCAACAUACAAAACUUAUGUCGAGUCGUUUUAUUUACUCAGUGUAUCGCCGCUACGAUUCAUUGUACUGUCCCUCGGGAGUGCAAUCACCGCUUGCCUUUGCCACAUUUUCAAUGCCAGGAGAAGACGGGGAGCAAAUAACAAUGCCGAAAGGACGGCUGUUGGAGCAAGCGGAGCCUUGACUGGUCUCGGCACAGCUCUGGCGUUAAUGUUUCCCACGAUGAAGGUCCGCCUUUCCGGGACAAACCAGGUUCUACCCUUGCGCCUUGUUGUCUUGGGAAUGUUUGCCGUGGACGCCUAUUGUCUGAGUACCGAGCGAGACACAGGAGUGGGACAUGCCGGACACCUCGGAGGCGCAGCUUUUGGCUUAGCAUACUUCUUCUGGAGGAAAGCAACGGGGGCUUUUACUUUGUAA